CUCCUCUCCUCUCCUUCGCCGUCCCCUCCCCAGCACGCGUUCCCCCACAAAUUCCCCAAAUCGAACCCCAGAGGCGUCGCGCGAGCUCCAUCGCCGCCCCCUUCCGAUCGAUUCGAUUCGGUUCGGCCCCCGACCGAUCGCCGCCGGAGAAGAGGAUCGCCGCCGCCAUGUGGGCCGCGUCGUGCCUGGCGUCCUGCUGCGCCGCGUGCGCCUGCGAGGCGUGCCGCACCGCCGUCGGCAGCAUCGGCCGCCGCUCCGCGCGGAUCGCCUACUGCGGCCUCUUCGCGCUCUCCCUCCUCGCCUCCUGGGUGCUCCGCGAGGUCGCCGCGCCGCUCCUCCAGUCCAUCCCAUGGAUCAACCACUUCCACAAGACGCCGGACCGCGAGUGGUUCGAGACGGACGCCGUGCUCAGGGUCAGCCUCGGCAACUUCCUCUUCUUCACCAUCCUCGCCGCCAUCAUGGCCGGCAUCAAGGACCAGAAGGACCCUCGCGACAAGGUGCACCACGGCGGGUGGAUGGCCAAGAUCUUCUGCUGGGUCGUCAUCGUCUUCCUCAUGUUCUUCGUCCCCAACGGGGUUGUCAGCUUCUACGAAUCGAUUUCCAAGUUUGGAUCUGGACUGUUCCUUCUCGUUCAGGUUGUUCUUCUUUUGGACUUCGUGCAUGGAUGGAAUGAGAACUGGGUUGCUAAAGAUGAACAGUUCUGGUACAUGGCUCUGUUGGUUGUCUCGGUUGUUUGUUAUAUUGGCUCAUUCGCUUUCUCGGGUCUACUCUUUCACUGGUUCACUCCAUCGGGACAGGACUGCGGACUCAAUAUGUUCUUCAUUGUCUCCACACUGAUUCUUGUUUUUGUAUUCGCUAUUGUUGCGCUGCACCCAAAGGUCAAUGGAAGCUUGUUGCCUGCAUCAGUAAUAGGCCUUUACUGCACAUACCUGUGCUACAGUGGACUCUCCAGUGAGCCAAGGGACUAUGAGUGCAACGGGCUUCACAAUCACUCGAAAGCUAUGUCAACUGGUAGCCUUACGUUGGGAUUAUGUACCACCAUCCUUUCUGUGGUUUACUCUGCUGUUCGUGCUGGCUCUUCUGCAACUGUGCUCUCAGCACCAGACUCACCACGCGCUGGUGCCGACAAGCCACUGCUCCCCUUCAGCAAGGCCGAUGAGGAGGAAACCAAGGACGUGCCCAAGCCGGUGACAUACUCCUACUCGUUCUUCCACCUCAUCUUCUCCCUGGCAAGCAUGUACUCGGCGAUGCUCCUCACUGGCUGGUCGACCUCGGUCGGUGAGAGUGGAAAGCUUGUUGAUGUCGGGUGGCCGUCUGUCUGGGUCAGGAUUGCGACCCAGUGGGCAACGGCAGGUCUGUUCAUCUGGUCCCUCGUCGCUCCCCUCCUGUUCCCAGACAGGGAGUUCUAGAUCGACCUGGUUACCUGCUAGUGCAUCAUCCGUUUGGAGCCACCUACGUAUCGUAUCGAACGUGUUUCGGCUGUGAUGGCUAAGCUGACUAUCUGUAUCUGGUCUGUAAUAUUGUGUGAGCAAACCCAUGGCAAGGAGCUGGUGUUUGUGUGACGUUGUCGAGUGUGGUCUGCAUAACGUGUGACCUAAGGCAUUGUUGCCAGUAUUUCAAGAUACGGUCUUGGUUGUAUAUAUAUUGAAGUCGAUCUAUCUCUGUUUCAUUGGUGUG
Messenger RNA from Triticum dicoccoides, 1677 nucleotides. RefSeq names its product probable serine incorporator. NCBI's taxonomy places the organism in Eukaryota, Viridiplantae, Streptophyta, Magnoliopsida, Poales, Poaceae. Gene Ontology annotation, cellular component: membrane. The coding region runs from base 168 to 1409 and encodes 413 amino acids. The transcript has 6 exons. The record is from RefSeq and is a predicted model, not a curated record.